UGUUUCCUAGUCCUCUGGAGGGAACACCAGGGCCUGUGGGACCUGAACGGUGUCUGCCAGAAAGAAGUCAAAGGUGGAUUUUAAGUGAAACCCGACAACCCUCCAGUUGUAUCUGGAGAAAGACGAAGACCACCUGAUUUCAGCAAACAUGGAUGGAACACCCACCUGUGACCAGUGUGGAAAGACUUUCUCCACAAAGAGUGGGCUUGUGGAACAUCAACGCGUCCACACCGGAGAACGACCAUAUGGCUGUGACCAGUGUGGGAAAGCUUUCACUAGAAAGGAUGGGUUGAAAAAACACCUACUCACCCACACUGGAGAAAGACCUUUUAGCUGUGAUGAGUGUGGGAAGACUUUCACCAGAAUGAGCGGGCUUGAGAAGCACUUACUCAUCCACAGGGGAGAAAGACCAUAUGGGUGUGACCAGUGUGGGAAGACUUUCACACAAAUGAGUGGGCUUAAGACACACCAGCGCAGACACACAGGAGAAAAACCACAUAGUUGUGACUAUUGUCAAAAGGCUUUCACCACAGCAGGUCAAUUAAAAAUUCACCAACGCAUCCACACUGGAGAAAGACCAUACAUUUGUUUCCAGUGUGGGAAGUCUUUCAUCCAAUUGAGUGCGUGUAAAAUCCACCUACUUACCCACACUGAACAAAGACCAUAUGGGUGUGACCAGUGUGGGAAAACUUUCACCCAAAUGAGUUUGCUUCAAGGCCAUCUACGCAUCCACAGAGGAGAAAGACAAUAUCGCUGUGAUGAGUGUGGGAAGACUUUCACCAGAAUGAGUGGCCUUGAGAAGCACUUACGCAUCCACAGGGGAGAAAGACCAUAUGGGUGUGACCAGUGUGGGAAGACUUUCACCCAAAUGAGUGGACUUAAGACACACCAACGCAUCCACACAGGAGAAAAACCACAUAACUGUGACUUUUGUCAAAAGGCUUUUGCCACACCAGGUCAAUUAAAAAGUCACCAACACGUCCACACUGGAGAAAAACCACAUAGCUGUUACCAGUGUGGGAAGGCUUUCCCCAGAGCAACUGACUUAAAAAUUCACCAACGCAUCCACACUGGGGUGAAACCUUACACCUGCGACCAGUGUGACAAGGCUUUUAUUAGAGCAAGUGACCUUAAUAGUCAUCGCAUCACCCACUCUGGAGAAAAGCGGCAUGUCUGUUACCAGUGUGGGAAGACUUUCACCAGAAUGAGUGGCCUUGAGAAGCACCUACGCAUCCACAGGGGAGAAAGACCAUAUGAGUGUGACCAGUGUGGAAAGACUUACACCCAAAUGAGUGGGCUUACAUACCACCUACGCGUCCACAGAGGAGAAAGACCACAUGUCUGUUACCAGUGUGGGAAGGCUUUUAUCACAACAGCUUACUUAAAGAUCCAUGAACGCAUCCACACUGGAGAAAGACCAUAUGGGUGUGACCAGUGUGGGAAGACUUUCAUCCAAAAGAAUGGGCUUAAAAACCACCUGUGCAUUAAAAGCUGUGAAAGCCCAUACCCCUUUGACCAGUGUCGUAAGGCUUUCAAAACCUUGACUACAUCACAUUCUCACCGCCGUAAGUACCAUAAGAAGGUGAUGUAUAAAUGUGAUUUGUGCACAAAGGUACUCUGGUCGUCCACGUCUUACAAGUUUCAUCUACGGAUCCAUACUGGAGAGAAACCCUAUCAGUGCAGAUUCUGUGACAAGUUUUUUGUUGCAGUUUCACGUCGUACCAAACAUGAACGUCUCCAACAUAUCCGCAAAGGACAAAAACUGUACAGUUUCAUCAAAAGUGAGACUCUAGAAACUAUUGGAAUAAGUCAGGAUCACAACACAUCAGAACCAUUUCAGUGUUACCAAUUUGACAAAAGGUUCUCGUCAUCAUCUGAUCUUGCCUGUCACCAGCACAGAUGUGAAUCAACAUCUGGAUUAACAAGUACCUCAGCGUCAGUUGACGAGAAGACAUGCAGUGUGUUUGAACCACCAGCACUGACUUCUGACAAGAACAUCAGACUUAAAAACCUCCAGAUCAGGCUUCACAGAAUCCAGAUGUGAAGACAAACACUAGACUGAAAGCUGUUUCAUUGUUCUCAUAUUAAG
This is a messenger RNA of Sphaeramia orbicularis (orbiculate cardinalfish), 2089 nucleotides long. Its product is annotated as zinc finger protein 883-like. The record is from RefSeq and is a predicted model, not a curated record. Gene Ontology annotation, cellular component: nucleoplasm. Gene Ontology annotation, biological process: regulation of transcription by RNA polymerase II. The transcript is spliced from 2 exons. Gene Ontology annotation, molecular function: DNA-binding transcription repressor activity, RNA polymerase II-specific; RNA polymerase II cis-regulatory region sequence-specific DNA binding. Bases 149 to 2044 code for a protein of 631 amino acids. Lineage: Eukaryota; Metazoa; Chordata; Actinopteri; Kurtiformes; Apogonidae.